This is a messenger RNA of Portunus trituberculatus (swimming crab), 4416 nucleotides long. Its product is annotated as homeobox protein SIX1-like. Gene Ontology annotation, molecular function: RNA polymerase II cis-regulatory region sequence-specific DNA binding; DNA-binding transcription factor activity, RNA polymerase II-specific. The record is from RefSeq and is a predicted model, not a curated record. Gene Ontology annotation, cellular component: transcription regulator complex; nucleus. Gene Ontology annotation, biological process: regulation of transcription by RNA polymerase II. Lineage: Eukaryota; Metazoa; Arthropoda; Malacostraca; Decapoda; Portunidae.
UUUGGCGUGUAGUAUAGUUUGGGUGAUCCCCUAGUGAGGAUAAGACGCACGCCGCCGCGAGCCGCCCGGCUGACUGGUUGUGUAGUGAGCGCCUCAAGUCUUGCUCGGUCUGCUGGGGCGGGCGUGGUGGGUGUUGUAAACAUUAGUACCGUGGCGGAUUAUAUUAUGAUAGUGGGGUCUAUGAGCGAGGCGGGUGGACAUCCAGGGGCCCCUCACCUGGGCCCUCCGACUCUGCCUCCACAGUCCUCUCUCUCUCCGCCCGCCGCCAUGCUUCCCUCCUUCGGAUUCACGCAGGAGCAGGUGGCCUGCGUCUGCGAGGUUCUUCAGCAGAGUGGCAACAUCGAGAGGUUGGGGAGGUUCCUGUGGUCACUGCCAGCUUGCGAACACUUACACAAGAAUGAGUCCGUCCUCAAGGCCAAAGCGCUCGUGGCCUUCCACCGCGGCAACUUCAAGGACCUCUACCGGAUUCUCGAGUCGCAUAAUUUCUCGAUACAGAACCAUAGUAAGCUGCAACAGCUGUGGCUCAAGGCGCACUACAUCGAGGCAGAAAAGCUGCGCGGGCGGCCGCUGGGCGCCGUGGGCAAGUACCGCGUGCGGCGCAAGUUCCCGCUACGCACCAUUUGGGACGGCGAAGAGACGUCUUACUGUUUCAAAGAAAAAUCACGAAACGUGCUACGGGAGUGGUACGCCCACAACCCCUACCCGUCGCCAAGGGAGAAGCGAGAGCUGGCCGAGGCGACGGGCCUCACCACCACGCAGGUGUCCAACUGGUUCAAGAACCGCCGGCAACGCGACCGUGCUGCUGAGGCGAAAGACGGAGACAGCAAAACCUCGGCGGGCGCGUCAUCACAGAGCGGUUCGACACAGUUGGACAGCGGCUCAGAAUCCCUGGACGAAGUGAAGCCGUCCCUCUCCUCCCUCGACUCCCCGCUCACCAAUGUUAACAGCCACAUGGUGCAGGACGCCGUGGGCCACACGGACCUCUACAGCGAGCUGAGCAAAGUGGGAGGCGGCGCCAACGGUAUGUCCUCCGUCGCCCCCGUCCCCGCCUCCGUCAGCUCUGCGUCCGCCAUCGCCGCCGCCUACCAGACGCAACUCAGCCUGGCGGCGGCAGCGGCGGUGGCGGCCCGACACACGGCAGGCGGACCCACGGACCCCACCGCCGGUCCCCACAUGGCGCCGCCCCCCCACCACCACGACAUCCUGCACGACUACCACUCCUUGUGACACAAUGGCCUGUAGAGCCCCGCGCGGGCACCGCCGCUGUCCCUCAGCUCGGCCUGGCGCUCCCGAGCCCCGGGCGGUGCCGCAGGAGUGGAGUGGCGCCCGCCCAGCCAGCCCGGCGGCGUGACCCAGCGGGCCGCCAUCCCGCCCUUCCCCUCAGCGAUGCAGUGAUGCCUCCCCGCCCCGAGCGUGACGCCUUACGUGCACCGCUCUUCUGAGCCGCACGUGUCCGUUGAAGUAACGAUUCUCAAGAGCGAGGCCCGCCAGGCCCUUCCCCCAUGCCCUCCCCGGACUGGUCCACUGGGCCGCUACAAUAGUCCCGCCAAAACUUUUUUUUUUUUUUUUUUUUUUGGUUCGACUAUUUUGUAGUGAAUAAUGGCGGAGCAGCCCGGGCCAGUGGCGGCAAGUGUGGAAUGUGAUAGACUGCAGAGCGAUCUGCUUCCGCCAAGACCAAUCCCAGUGUUCCUGCGUGUCCUACCACGGGAGCGCAGCCGUCCGCCGCGACACUCGCAGUGUCAGACUUAAGCGAAUUUCCGUUACUUACAUGAAAAAUAGGUCCCUAAAUUGUAAAGAGUGAAAAGCUGUUUUUACACAGGCGCAGUGCAAGGCGCUGUGUACCGCGAGUCCAGUGAAGGAGUGCCACUGACGCUCUACUGGCGAGCUUCAAGAAAAGGUUUUGUUUCCUUGGGUCUUUUGUCUGUCCUUAGUCACAUUUCUUGCUUAGCCUUCACAAUCCUACCGCUGCGAUGCCUGGGAGACCUUCAAGCCAUGGCGGCGCUGGCUGUGUCUUGCUGGUGCUCGCGCUGGCCUGACGCCCUACAGCUGCGGUGCGCCACCAGCCACGGACGCACUGCCACGCCCAGACCUGAGAGGUGGCGGUGAUAUGUGGUGAAGCUUCACAGGUCAGAUCACUGGAGCAGGAGCGCAGAAGUGUCUACUUGUCGCAUUGCUGCUGCCGCCCUCACACCCCGGCGCGGCCACAAGUGAACGCCGCCUCCCGAUGGAGGCAGGAGCGACAAGGACCUGCCGCCGCCGCCGCACAGAAGGCUAAUUUUUAUUUUUCAUGUGUACAAAAUUACCUGAUGUAUGUUUUUGUCCUUGUACUGACUAGACGACCUGUCAUGUUUUGAUAGUACCAUUAGUAAAGAGCGUCAUCCUGUAACACCUUAUUUAGGAGCAAAUAAAGUCAUUUCAGUUUGUAGACAUGUACAUCCCACAAGUCUGCCAGCACCCGCAGUCUGUCACACAGGUGAUCCCUUCAGGCCAGCCAAAGCUUGAACCCUCCGGUGAGGUGCCCGGCCGCCGUCGCCACGCGGCCCGAGGCCUAGUCGUCGCCUAGGUAAGAAGUCUGCGGGGAGGAGCACCGUUUGCUCCUGCCACACCGGGACAGUCCGGCUGACGUUGAUCAAAACUGGCCUUUACUUCAUGGGAUGAAGAUAGUGUUGCUGUAUUUCCCCAGCCUGACUUGUGUCCAGGCAGUCCCGGCCCGACCGGCGUCGCGCCGCGCCGCGCCGGGCUGGAACGGCAGCAGCGGGCCUGGGUGGGAGCGUCAAGCCCACAGGCCACGUUGCCGACGCACCUCCACGGGCGGUGCCACCAAUCAGCUAUUUUUUUUUUUUUUUUUUUGGUGGAAAUGGAAGAGUUUGAGCCUCAGCCUCCCGGCUUGGCAAUGUUUGUAUAGAUAUGAAUGAUCCUUUUGUAUAGAAGGUGCACCUUUGUAUGAUAGAAAUGCCUAUGAUAGGAUUUAGAAUAUUUCAAAUAAUAAUAUAGAAGUGCUAAGCUGUAAAAUCUCUACUCGCUACCAGAGACCGGGUGGAGGCGGGCCGGUGGGCCGGGGGAGACGCCCCCCGCUGCCUGAGGGAGGGGUGCGGUUUAGGAGUUGUGUGGGAAGCCAGAACUCCCGCCCUCUCCAAGAUAUUUUUCACUUUACUUCCAUUGAACAAACACUGCUCCUCCCGGUGUGGUCCUCCCUUACCCCAGCAUUCUCCAUGCCCCUCUGCUGCCGUCCUCCUCACCCCAACACCCCGCUGUCCCUUCCCACUCAGCUCUGCAGCCCCGCCCUCCUACAGGUCCCGCAGGUCACCCACAGCGCUGCGCAGCACGCAGGUCACCGCGAUGCUGUGUGACGAAGACCGUGACCCCCCAAGCAAAUCCGGUAGCUUGCUGCUCGCCUCGCCCGGCCGGCGGAUCGAUAGGGAGACCCGCGGAGGUUCGCCGAAACGUACCCGAAUCCGCACCCGAACGCGUUUUGAGGUGCAUCGGCCCCGCAGCAUUGGUCUCUGUCGCUGGAUAACUUUCACUUUUUCUAGGAUAAAAGUGAACUUGUUAGAUGACGAUUUCAUAGACUAAUCUUUAUGAAUUAACAAUGAAAUAAGCUAACAGGCAAGUUAUACGUAUGUGGUUUUGUGUUUUAUCGAAUGAAACCAAUUGCACAAACUUUAGUCCCAGCCGUAGAGGAUGUGAAGAUUGUGUGGUACGUCAAUAUUAUCUGUAUAUAUCCUCUGGUGAAUUUAUUUUUUCUGUCUAAGAGAGAAAAGUAUAAUGUUCCUAAUGAGACCUUUUAUAUGAGUUUUUAUUAUUAUCGAUCAGUGCAAACCUAGAAGAUCCUCAGUACAAUGGAGUCAUCAGGAGGAGGCGCCAGGGGGAGGGAGUGUCCAGGGGCGCUCUUCACCCGUGGUUGCCCUGGAAGUUCUCACGCCACGAAUAAGGCGACGUCCUCUGCAUCCUAAAAGGACCAAAUUUUAGGCCUACACAUAAGAUCUACCUGUUACUGAGCCUUGUGCUGCCUAACGAACCUAGUAAUCAUGAAGCGUUGUGAGUCAGCAAACACUGGAUCACAACGCUUCGAACCUGAGUCUCGGAGUGCUGUGAGUCUCAAAGCCGUUCCUUCACGACACUCCGAACCCCAGGCGCCUCCUUGUCCCUAACGUGUGAUGCCAAAAUUUUUCUGUUUGUUCCGUGUUUCCCAGAAAGACGUGGCGCUGCACCAGGUGAGCACAGGUGUGGCAACCGCUCCCUUGCUCUCGUUUAUUGCUCUUUUACACCUUUGUUUGUUUUGUAAUUUCAUCGACUAACUGUACAUAGAUUACGAUGAGGAGGAUUGUACAUAGUUUCCCUUCCCGUGAUGUGUCGCCGCUUCUGCUUUUCGCAACUCUUGCUCAUAAAUGUUAAUAAUAAAAAAAACAGUUAAUA